AUGGCGAGGAAACCGAUUUCCCAACCGGCAGAGUUUCUUCCACUUCAGCCACUCUCUAAAAUCAGCACCAGCAGCCGUUCUUUCUUCCUGUUCCCCUUGAACCCAGCAGGAAGGAAGUGUGGAGCAGUCUCCUCUGAUCUGGUUGAUAUUGGGGAGCCUCCCAGUUCUCCAACCGUAGAACCUCCUCCAACUCAAUACGAACAGGAUAAGAGGGACAGACCUUGGCAAGAAGGUUCCCAACCUGAACCCAGUCACCCAACUCAAUACGAACAGGAGAGAAGGGACAGACCUUGGCAAGAAGGUUCCCAACCUAAACCCAGUCACCUAACUCAAUACGAACAGGAGAGAAUAGACAGACCUUGGCAAGAAGGGUCCCAACCUAAACCCAGUCACCCAACUCAAUACGAACAGGAAAGAAGGGACAGACCUUGGCAAGAAGGGUCCCAACCUAAACCCAGUCACCCUACUCAAUACGAGCAGGAGGGAAGGAACAGACCUUGGCAGGAAGGAUCCCAACCUUAA
This is a messenger RNA of Phaedon cochleariae (mustard beetle), 522 nucleotides long. NCBI's taxonomy places the organism in Eukaryota, Metazoa, Arthropoda, Insecta, Coleoptera, Chrysomelidae. The record is from the annotation of a GenBank genome assembly.